Molecule: messenger RNA, 1787 nt
Organism: Bacillus rossius redtenbacheri
Lineage: Eukaryota; Metazoa; Arthropoda; Insecta; Phasmatodea; Bacillidae
Gene: Pex12
Product: peroxisome assembly protein 12
Exons: 7
Coding region: 235-1155 (306 amino acids)
Biological process (GO): protein monoubiquitination; protein import into peroxisome matrix
Cellular component (GO): peroxisomal importomer complex; peroxisomal membrane
Molecular function (GO): ubiquitin-protein transferase activity; protein binding; zinc ion binding
Source: RefSeq, a predicted model, not a curated record
CUUUGUAUGUUUACAAACAUUGCUUACUAUACGAUAAAAAUAGUUGCAAAUUUGAACAGAAAGUUAAUAUAAGUAUAAACAAAGAAGUUUUUUUUAGUUGUAUCCAGAAGCCGUUAAUCGUUCCUAAAAAAAAAAAAAUAUUAAGUGUCUUUGGAGAGAUGUUAAGUUCAGCUUUUUGCAAUAUUUAAUCGGUUUUUAUCAGGUUAUGUUUUAUAUAAGCCAAUAUAUGAGAGAAUGGCUGAGCGGGGAGCAAAUGUCACGUCAUCUCUACAGAUAAAACCUUCAAUAUUUGAAUUGGUUGCCCAGGAAUCAUUGACCGAUGCUUUGUAUCCUGCGUAUAAAAGGAUUUGCACUUGGCUGGCAACCAAUUUCCCAGAAAAAUUAGGAUGGCUUGCCAGGUGGUUUGACGAACUUUAUUUGGCGUACAACGCUGGAGUCGAGCUCGACAGUUUGCUCAGCAACGCCGCGUCCUACUCGGAGCACUUCUACUCGCUCCGGAGGGUGAGCACGCGCGGGGACCGUGCCGGGAGGCUGAGCGCGGCCCAGCUGUGCUGGUCGCUGGCGAGCCUGUGUGCACUGCCGUACGCGCGGGGCAAGCUGGGGGCGACAGCGGGCCGCCGCUGGGGUCUCGCGGCCUCGACCCUCCUGCUGGAGGGGGCCUCCCUGGUGUGGCUCCUGGCCUAUCUGCGGGGGCGCGCCGCGGCCCACUCCCCGCUCCUCUCCGCCGCGGGGCUGGCCCUGCGCUACUCGGCUCCCGCGCCGGAGACCCCGCCGGUCCGGGGCGCCACUUCCUGGACCGCCGCCCCCCUGCUGCUGCUGUCCGUGCUGCGGGCGUACCGCCGCUGCGAGACGGCCGGGCUCUUCUUGCUGCAGUUCCUCCACGCCUGGGAGUCCGACCCGGGCCGGCCCCGUCUCGGCCGCCUGCCGGUACCGCCCCCGCCCCCUCGCCCGUCGGGAGAGGGCGGGAGAAGCAUAGCUGGGAAAUGUCCCGUGUGCCUGCUACGUCCGAGCGUACCUACCGUCCUGCCAGUCAGCGGUUACGUGUUCUGUUUCCGUUGUAUCACGGAACAUCUUUCUGCAACUUCGAGAUGUCCGGUAACCAAGCACCCUGCGUUGGCCACUGAUUUGAUCAGGCUGCAUGACCUGAACUCCUGAACUCUUCGAAGUUAACUGCACUAGACAAUUUGAUUUGUUGGUUACUCUUAUCACCAGCUCCAAAGCACGAGGUGCCUACAGGUUACGAAAGACGCAACUUGAACGGGUGGUCACAAGAAUCACGAAAAUAACAGUGCUGAAAGUUGUGAAACUUCAAUUUCCAGCAACCUUUCAUAACUUACAUUUUGUAUUCUGAUGCCUUACUUUAUUUUCUAGUUACAAAUUAAAUAUAAUUAGUUGUAGACUUCCUCUUAAAUCAUGCAGAAAUAAUCUCUGAAAAGGUUUAUUUUUCUAACAUAAAAAUUACUAUGUUCCUGUGUAAAGAAGAUAUAUUUCAUAUUAUUUUGUGGUAUGAAAAUUGUAAGUAAAUUUUAUUGAAAACUGGUUCACCUACUUGUACACUUCCUGAAGUCAUUGCAGACUGAACAUGCUCAAUUAUCAACAAUUACUAGAGAUGAAAAACUUUUAUCAAGUUUGCUAUAGAUGUUUUUAUUAAAAUAUUUUUUUUCCGUGGUGAGAAAACAUGUAAAAUACUAUUUUUUUUUUACAAAUUGUAAUAACUUUUUGUGAACUGUACCUGUAGUUGAUUUAUGUGAAGAUGUAUGUUAAAUAUUAAAAUAGUUUAUUAUUUU